Grus americana (Whooping crane) is the source of this 2634-nucleotide messenger RNA. RefSeq names its product multiple epidermal growth factor-like domains protein 8. NCBI's taxonomy places the organism in Eukaryota, Metazoa, Chordata, Aves, Gruiformes, Gruidae. The transcript has 10 exons. The record is from RefSeq and is a predicted model, not a curated record. The annotation marks the transcript as partial.
AUGCAAAUGAGAUGCAAAUCCGGCAGGCUGGGCUGCGCCCCCGGCCCCGCCGCCUGCUCCCCGACACCGCGCUCCCCCGAGGACUGCCGGCGCCUGCGGACCUGCAGCGAGUGCCUGGCCCAGCACCCCCACGCCCUGCGGCACGGCGUCCCGGCCCCCCCGCAGUGCAAGUGGUGCACCAACUGCCCCGAGGGCGCGUGCAUCGGCAGCGGCGGGAGCUGCACGUCGGAGAACGACUGUCGCAUCAACCAGCGCGAGAUCUUCGCCGCCGCCAACUGCUCCGAGGUGUCGUGCGAGGCCUCCGACUGCCCCAAGUGCACGGCCUCCGGCAAGUGCAUGUGGACGCGCCAGUUCAAACGCACCGGCGAGACGCGGCGCAUCCUGAGCGUGCAGCCCACCUACGACUGGACGUGCUUCAGCCACUCGCUGCUCAACGUGUCCCCCAUGCCCGUGGAGUCGUCGCCCCCCCUGCCCUGCCCCACGCCCUGCCACAACCACAGCUCCUGCCCGCUCUGCCUGGCCUCCAAGGGGGCGGACGGCGGCUGGCAGCGCUGCGUCUGGAGCGUCAGCCUGCAGCAGUGCAUGAGCCCCAGCUACGUCCCCCUGCGGUGCGCGGCCGGGGCGUGCGGGCGGCUGCUGCGGGGGCCGGAGAGCUGCACCCCGGGGUGCGCGGGGGCCCCCCAGUGCUCCCGCUGCCUCCGCCAGCCCCGCUGCGGCUGGUGCGCCCGCCGUGGGCACAACGGCAGCGGCCGCUGCCUGGAGGGAGGCCUGCACGGCCCCCGCCACGGGCUGGCGCAGGCGUGCGGGGCGGAGGCGGAGUGGGCGUUCCUGGGCUGCCCCCCCGAGAACGAGUGUCUCAACGGGCACCACGACUGCAACGAGACCCAGGACUGCCACGACCUCCCGCACGGCUACCGCUGCGCGUGCAAGAGCGGCUACACGCUGGACAACGCCACGGGGCUGUGCCGGCCGGUGUGCGAGCAGGGCUGCGUGAACGGGACGUGCGUGGAGCCCAACCGCUGCCGCUGCCACUUCGGCUACGUGGGGCACAACUGCUCGGUGCAGUGCCAGUGCAACGGGCACAGCCAGUGCCGCGGCCCCGCCGCCCGCGACCAGUGCCUCCAGUGCUUCAACAACACCAAGGGCCCGCAGUGCGAGCGGUGCCGGCCCCUCUUCGUGGGCUCGGCGCGGGCGGGGGGCUCGUGCCGGCCGUGCCGCAGCUUCUGCCGCCACAACGCCGCCGUCUGCAUCUCGCGGGAGGAGUACGAACGCGCCCGCCGCGACCCCGCGCGCUUCCCCCUCGAGCCCGCCAUGAUCCCCACGUGGGUGUCGGAGGGGCCGAGCGAGGAGGCGGCCGUCUGCGUCAACUGCCAGAACAACAGCGUGGGCGAGCGCUGCGACGGCUGCCGGCCCGGCUUCUUCCUGCUCGACGGCGCCUGCACCAAGUGUCAGUGCAACGGGCACGCGGACACGUGCAACGAGCUGGACGGGACGGGGUGUCCCUGCCAGAACAACACCGAGACCGGCAGCUGCCAGGGCGGCAGCCCCGCCGACAAGAAGGACUGCUACAAGCAGCAGUGCGCCAAGUGCCGCGACUCGUUCCACGGGCACCCGGUGGGGGGGCAGCAGUGCUACCGGCUGAUGGCGGUGGAGCAGGAGUACUGCCUGGACCCCACCUCGCAGAGCAACUGCUUCCACCAGCCGCAGCUCCAGCACCUGGGGCCCGGCCGCACCGUCCUCUUCGGCGUCCAGCCCAAGUUCACCAACGUCGACAUCCGCAUCACGCUGGACGUCACCUUCGGCGGCGUCGACCUUUUCGUCUCCACCGCCUACGACACCUUCGCCGUCGACGUCGACCCCGCCACCGGCCGCCACGUCGUCCGCCUCCAGACCCCCCACGCUUCCUCCGCCGCCGCCGCCGCCAACGCCAACGCCACGCGGCUGCGGGAGGAACGCGCCGGCGGGCUGGUGACCUACCUGACGGUGCGGGAGGCGGCGGCGGCGCUGGUGGUGCGGGGGGUGCGGGACCGGCUGGUGCUGACCUACCCCCACGCCCUGCACCCCCUCAAGUCCAGCCGCUUCUACCUGCUGCUGCUGGGGGUGGGGGGCCCGCGGGGCGGCCCCUCGCAGGGGCUGCUCUUCUUCCGCCAGGACCAGGCCCACAUCGACCUCUUCGUCUUCUUCUCCGUCUUCUUCUCCUGCUUCUUCCUCUUCCUCGCGCUCUGCGUCCUGCUCUGGAAGGCCAAGCAGGGGCUGGACGCCCGCCACGAGCAGCGCCGGCACCUCCAGGAGAUGAGCAAGAUGGCGAGCCGCCCCUUCGCCAAGGUCACCGUCUGCUUCGAACGGGGGGCGCCCCCCGGACCCCCUUCCCGACGACGACCCCCGCUUCCCGCCGGCGCCCCGCUCCCCCCCCAGCCCGGCGCGGGGCCGGUGACGCUGGAGCCCACCGAGGACGGGGUGGCGGCGGUGGCCACGCUGCUGCUGCAGCUGCCGGGGGGGCCGCGGGGUCCCCACCGAGCCGCCCUGGCCUCGGCCCUGGUGACGCUGCGGCAGGGGCUGCAGGAGUACGGGGGGGGGGCCCCCCGGCGCGCAAGGGGGGGCUGGCGCACGAGCUCACCUCCAUGGCGCUCUGAG